Molecule: messenger RNA, 792 nt
Organism: Diaporthe citri
Lineage: Eukaryota; Fungi; Ascomycota; Sordariomycetes; Diaporthales; Diaporthaceae
Exons: 2
Coding region: 1-792 (263 amino acids)
Source: RefSeq, a predicted model, not a curated record
AUGACACCGCAGGCGGAAGCGAACUCGCCUCCGCCACCACCAACAGGAAACCCAGACCUCUUCUCAAGGCCGCGGCCACGGCCACCCAGGUCGCCCUCCCAGGCUGCCAAAAUACGAGUGCAGAACAGGCGGCGACAGUACUUGGAGAACAACCCGGACUACCUGUCCUCGACAGAUAACCAACUUGCUGACCCUGAGCUUUACGACACCCUGGUGAGGAAGUUCCAGACGCCCUCCGAGCGCGAGGCAGAGGUCCGCGCCAGGGGCUGGGGCAAGGUCCUCGAGUCGUCCCUGAUGCGCGGCGAGGACCGCCUGGACAGGGUUGCCUCGUCGCUGGCGGGCGACAGGUCGAGACCGAGAGGGCCCCAGCCAUCCUCGUCAUCCUCGUCCCGCGGGGCAUUACCUCCCACGACGGGUGACAGGCAAGGACCUGCCGACACAGCCGCGGCGGCAGCAAACUUCACCAUAGACGCGGACCUGGCUGAGUCCGGGCCCGCGACCAAGGAGGAGGGCCGCGCCGCGUGGGAGGACUUCCUGCGGGAGCGGUUCGUGCGCGGCGGGGACGAUGACUUCGAUUAUGGCCCCGUGGACGCGGACGAGUGGCUUGAUGAGCUGGAGUGCCGGGACCGGGAGGAGGAGUGGUUUGAUGGGGAGGAGCCGGAGUGGGCUAGCGACGGAAGUGAAGGCAGUUCUGGGAGUGCUGGGGUUGUUGGUCCGGAUGGGGAUCCGGGCAGGAGGAAGGGACCAAGGGAGAGGGUGUUGACUGGGCAGACUGGGGUGCAGGAUUACUGA